This is a messenger RNA of Dictyostelium purpureum, 1532 nucleotides long. RefSeq lists its product as uncharacterized. The record is from RefSeq and is a predicted model, not a curated record. Gene Ontology annotation, biological process: symbiont-mediated killing of host cell. Gene Ontology annotation, molecular function: toxin activity. NCBI's taxonomy places the organism in Eukaryota, Evosea, Eumycetozoa, Dictyosteliales, Dictyosteliaceae. The transcript has 5 exons. Bases 1 to 1458 code for a protein of 485 amino acids.
AUGUCUCUUUCAAAUGAACAAAUUACACGUCUACAGGAAUGUAGAGAUAGAUUCAAAAAAGUUAAUGAAAACUAUGAUGAAAAAUUUAAACUUUAUUUAGAUGAACAAUUACAAGAGUCAAAAAAAAUUGAUAGUUCCAUUACUGCCUUUGAUGCUGAAGAAAUGGAUGAUCUUAGAAUAGCUUUUCAAGAGAUUCAAGCUGAAAAGGGUGCAAAAGAACUAUAUGCUGAACUUCCUUUUACCGAUUUAAUGCCAAUUUUAGGUUUGGCAAUAUCAGCCUACCCAGAUCUUGUUAGUGCACCGAUAAUCUUUGGUGCAGUGAACUUUCUUUUUGAGAAACUUGGUUUUUUCGGCAAUCAAGAGAGAUUUCUCAAACAAAUCAUGGAAGCAGUUGAACAGCUCAUUGAUAAAAAAAUAAGUGACGAAAGAAGAAGACAAUGCAAUAUUAAAUUCCAACAACUUCAAAAAACUGGUGAUGAAUAUUUUUUUAUGGCUGAAGAGUAUUUCAAAAGAAAUGGUAAAAAAAAUGUAGAUGAUUCUUUAAUAUCAAAUGAAAUCAAAUCAAUGCCAAAUGAAACACUUUUAUCAUCUCUUCAAAUCCAAUUAAUGAUUUAUCGUAAUCAAAUUACUGACGGUUUGGUUUAUUUUGAAGAAGAAAGUGAAUUGAUUAACACCAUUGGUUUCUAUAUAUUAACCGCUGCUCAAUAUCUAUGUAUUCAAAGAGAUUGUGCAAUUUAUGGUAAAGAAUGGGGUUUCAGUGAUUUUGAUGUAAAUGAUGCCAAAUCAAGAUUACAUUCUAAAUCAAUUGAAUUUAUUCAAAAAGUAAUUAAAUGUGGAUGGAUUCUAUCACGUCAUUACUAUGGUGAACUUGCACCAUCUUUUGGAUACGUUCUCCCACCCUAUUUUGAUGCAGCUAGAGUAUUCAAAAAUGCUGACCCCACCUAUUAUCCAGUCAGAGCUCUUUCCUACAGUAGAAAUCCUCCUAAUAUUACUUAUGAAGUAGAUGGCUCCACAGGAUCACAUUUAUUGGGGCCAAACAUUUUAAGAAACUGGACCUUUAUGUCCAAUAGUUUGACAAGUGGUUUCAGAGCUAUUAAAGCUGCAAUCAAAAAUGAACCAAACACAUUGAUUGUAAAGUUCCCAAGUGCAAAAUCAAGAACAUUCAAAGUCAAAUUCCAUCAUCAAAUUGUUUAUGAGGCUGAUUGGACAAUAAAAGCUGGUAAUGUAGUUGAAAACUUUGUUUUUAAAGAAGGUUCUGAAACUGAAAAAAGAAAUGCAUACCUAGUUUAUUAUGAAAACUUUGAUGGUCCACAAUCUUAUGGUGUAAAUGUAACAAAAGCAAUAACAGUUACCACUCAAGAAGUUACAUUUACUUCAAAUAGAUCAUAUGGUACUGGUUACAAACAUGGAUAUGCCGGUGGAUCAAUUCUCUAUUUAAUAGAAAUUAUUUUUGAUUAAAUUUGUAUUUUUUAUGCACAAUAAAAAUUUUAAUUUAAUUUCUAAAUAAAGGUUAAACAAAAUUAUCAUUAGCC